Messenger RNA from Fukomys damarensis (Damara mole-rat), 5321 nucleotides. It is a transcript of the gene Ube4a, whose product is annotated as ubiquitination factor E4A. Gene Ontology annotation, molecular function: ubiquitin-ubiquitin ligase activity. The coding region runs from base 178 to 3375 and encodes 1065 amino acids. The transcript has 20 exons. Gene Ontology annotation, cellular component: nucleus; ubiquitin ligase complex; cytoplasm. The record is from RefSeq and is a predicted model, not a curated record. Gene Ontology annotation, biological process: protein polyubiquitination. Lineage: Eukaryota; Metazoa; Chordata; Mammalia; Rodentia; Bathyergidae.
UCCGGCACAGAGAUGAGAUGCCACCAGCCCUGGCGCUUAAUGAUUAUGUCAGUUCCGGUUGCCGUGCUGAGUCGGAAGUAGGAACCUUUUGGCCCCUGAGACUGUCGUGUCGUCGCUGCUGGUCCUUCAUACCCUGCCCCACCCGCUAGGUCUGGAUGGAGGAUACCUUAAAGUGAAAUGACAGACCAGGAGAAUAACAACAACAUCUCAAGUAACCCCUUUGCUGCUCUUUUUGGCUCUCUGGCUGAUGCCAAACAGUUUGCAGCAAUCCAAAAAGAGCAGCUGAAGCAGCAAUCUGAUGAACUCCCAGCAAGCCCAGAUGACUCCGAUAAUAGUGUGUCAGAGAGCCUGGAUGAAUUUGAUUACUCUGUGGCUGAGAUCAGCCGUUCAUUCCGGUCACAGCAAGAAAUAUGUGAGCAACUCAACAUCAAUCACAUGAUCCAAAGAAUCUUCCUCAUUACUCUGGACAACAGUGAUCCAAGCAUGAAAAGUGGGAAUGGUAUCCCAAGCCGCUGCGUAUAUUUGGAAGAGAUGGCAGUAGAGUUGGAAGAUCAAGACUGGCUUGAUAUGAGCAAUGUUGAGCAGGCCAUUUUCGCUCGCUUGUUACUUCAAGAUCCAGGAAACCAUUUGAUUAACAUGACUUCUACAACAUUAAACCUCUCUGCUGAUCGAGAUGCAGGAGAGAGACACAUUUUUUGUUACCUUUACUCCUGCUUCCAAAGAGCCAAGGAAGAGAUUACCAAAGUCCCAGAGAACUUGCUUCCCUUUGCAGUACAGUGCAGGAACCUCACCGUGUCUAAUACCCGAACAGUUCUCCUUACCCCAGAGAUCUAUGUUGACCAAAACAUCCAUGAACAACUGGUAGAUUUGAUGUUGGAAGCCAUCCAAGGAGCUCAUUUUGAGGAUGUAACUGAGUUCCUAGAAGAGGUCAUUGAAGCCUUGAUACUGGAUGAGGAAGUUCGAACAUUUCCUGAAGUCAUGAUUCCAGUGUUUGAUAUUUUGUUGGGCCGAAUUAAAGAUCUGGAGCUCUGCCAGAUCCUACUCUAUGCAUAUCUGGAUGUUCUUCUCUAUUUCACUAGGCAAAAAGAUAUGGCAAAGGUUUUUGUAGAAUACAUUCAGCCCAAGGACCCUAGCAAUGGGCAGAUGUACCAGAAGACCUUGUUGGGAGUCAUUCUGAACAUCUCCUGCUUAUUAAAGACUGCAGGUGUGGUAGAAAAUCAUGCCUACUUCCUGAAUCCAUCUCGUUCCAGUCCUCAGGAGAUCAAAGUUCAGGAAGCCAACAUCCAUCAGUUCAUGGCCCAGUUCCAUGAAAAGAUCUACCAGAUGCUGAAGAACUUGCUCCAGCUCUCUCCAGAAACCAAGCACUGUAUCUUGUCCUGGCUUGGAAACUGUUUGCAUGCAAAUGCAGGCCGCACCAAGAUUUGGGCAAAUCAAAUGCCAGAAAUCUUCUUCCAGAUGUAUGCCUCAGAUGCCUUCUUUCUCAAUCUGGGUGCUGCUCUCCUGAAGCUGUGCCAGCCAUUUUGUAAACCCAGAUCCUCUCGGCUCCUCACCUUUAACCCCACUUAUUGUGCCCUGAAGGAGUUGAAUGAUGAAGAACGAAAAAUUAAAAAUGUACACAUGAGAGGUUUGGACAAAGAAACCUGUUUGAUCCCAGCCAUGCAGGAGCCGAAGUUUCCCCAGAGCUACAACCUUGUAACAGAGAACCUUGCCUUGACAGAGUACACCUUGUACUUAGGAUUUCACAGGUUGCAUGAUCAGAUGGUAAAAAUCAACCAAAAUCUGCAUCGGCUGCAGGUUGCCUGGCGGGAUGCUCAGCAGAGUUCUAGUCCUGCUGCUGACAAUCUCCGUGAGCAGUUUGAACGACUGAUGACCAUCUAUCUUUCUACCAAGACUGCCAUGACUGAGCCACAGAUGCUGCAAAACUGCCUAAAUUUGCAGGUGUCCAUGGCUGUUCUUCUGGUUCAGCUGGCCAUAGGCAAUGAGGGCUCACAGCCAGUAGAACUAACUUUUCCUUUGCCAGAUGGCUACAGCUCUUUGGCUUAUGUGCCAGAAUUUUUUGCAGAUAACCUGGGUGAUUUUCUCAUUUUCCUUCGCCGUUUUGCUGAUGAUAUCUUGGAGACAUCGGCAGAUUCCCUGGAGCACGUCCUUCACUUUAUCACCAUUUUUACUGGAAGCAUAGAAAGAAUGAAGAAUCCACACCUAAGGGCCAAACUAGCCGAGGUAUUGGAAGCAGUAAUGCCUCAUCUGGAUCAGACCCCAAAUCCCUUGCUGUCCAGUGUGUUCCACCGGAAACGUGUGUUCUGUAACUUCCAAUAUGCACCCCAGCUUGCAGAAGCUCUAAUCAAGGUUUUUGUGGACAUUGAGUUUACAGGAGAUCCCCAUCAAUUUGAACAGAAGUUUAAUUAUCGCCGUCCCAUGUAUCCCAUCCUAAGAUACAUGUGGGAGACAGAGUCCUAUCGGGAAAGCAUUAAGGAUUUGGCUGACUAUGCCUCUAAGAAUUUAGAAGCCAUGAAUCCCCCACUUUUCCUCCGCUUUCUUAACCUGCUAAUGAAUGAUGCCAUCUUCCUUUUGGAUGAAGCCAUACAGUAUUUGAGCAAGAUAAAAAUUCAGCAAAUUGAGAAGGACCGAGGUGAAUGGGAUAGUCUGACUCCAGAAGCUCGCCGAGAGAAAGAGGCUGGCCUACAGAUGUUUGGGCAACUGGCACGUUUCCAUAACAUCAUGUCCAAUGAAACAAUUGGUACCCUUGCCUUCUUAACAUCAGAGAUCAAAUCCCUCUUCGUGCAUCCAUUCUUGGCUGAGCGCAUCAUCUCCAUGCUGAACUACUUCCUGCAGCACCUGGUUGGCCCCAAGAUGGGUGCCUUAAAAGUGAAGGACUUCAGUGAAUUUGACUUUAAACCCCAGCAGCUUGUAUCAGAUAUCUGCACUAUCUACCUAAAUCUUGGGGAUGAGGAGAAUUUCUGUGCCACUGUGCCCAAGGAUGGACGUUCCUAUUCCCCAACUCUCUUUGCACAGACAGUACGAGUCCUGAAAAAAAUAAAUAAGCCUGGGAAUAUGAUAGUGGCUUUCAGCAACUUGGCAGAGAGAAUCAAGUCUCUUGCAGAUCUCCAGCAACAGGAAGAGGAGACCUAUGCAGAUGCCUGCGAUGAGUUCCUGGAUCCCAUCAUGAGCACACUGAUGUCUGAUCCCGUGGUGCUGCCAUCUUCCAGAGUCACUGUGGAUAGGUCCACCAUUGCCAGACAUUUGCUCAGUGACCAAACAGAUCCUUUUAACCGUAGUCCCCUCACCAUGGACCAGAUCCGGCCAAACACUGAACUGAAAGAAAAAAUUCAACAAUGGCUUACAGAAAGGAAACAACAAAAGGAGCAACUUGAAUAAACACUGUGAACUAAACAAAUCAAAAACCAACCUCAAGUAUAGAUAAACAAUUGUGGUGUCUCCCUCUUCUGGUUCUGUUCCUUUCUUUUCCUUUUUUUUUUGUUUUUUGUUUUUUCCCCCCAUCACCAAAUUAGAGAACUACUUUUACUCAAAUUAUGAUAAUUAAGAUUCCUAAGAACUUGUCAGUGCUUCACCGGCUUGCAGUAAAAUACACUUUCUUAUAGUGUCCCCAAGUUUGGAAACCAUCGCUAAUUUUCAGCCUUUAUUCUCCCUUUUCUCACCUUAAAUUAUAUUUUUAAGUCUGGUGUCACAUAUUUCAAUGAUAGUUGAUAUCAGAAAAUUUUGUUACUCUUCAUGUUUACUAGUCCUCACAAUCUGAACUUAUACCCUUGCUAUAGUUCUGUAAUGUUAUGGAAUAACCUUUCACGUAAAAGCAAAUACAUUAUGUUUGUGCAGACUUUUGAAUGAUACUAAGACUUUUUUAUUUUUAAAGGAAUCUUGCAGCUUCUGUUGGUAGCUCUUAAUUUUGUGUUAUAUUGUAACUCAAAGAUAUCAUCACAGACAUUUUCUCAUGGGUUGUCACCACCAGAAAUGUAGCCCUGCAGUCUUUUUGUGAGGAUUAGUAAAAACAAAUUUGCCAUCUAGACACUUUAGUCAAAAAAAUUCUGGGGUGAGGAAAUAAAUAGGAAGCUGUUGGGUAUUCUCUUAUGAAAAAUCUGUUGCGAGGAGUGGGCCUAAGCAGGAAACUUAGGCAACAAAUAUUGUAAUCACAAAAAAAUGUCAUUUAAGACACUAUAUCAAUAGUAUAUCUCAGUAUGUAUUAUGCAUAUAUACAUAUGCACACUUACCAUGUGCUUUUUUAUAUUGGUCUAGUGUAAACUAAGUACCACUAUAUUAUCUUCUCAUGGUAAAAUGUAAACAGUGUGUGGCCAUGCUUACUCACAUACACAUUCUAGACAAGUAAAAUUCUAAGACUCUAAAUUGUAUAUAAUUAAUGUUUGUUUAGGCUGUGACCUGACUUGUAAGAGCUGCUUCUAACAUAGCCCUAGGUUAUCAGUUAACAGCAGGAAUGUGAACAAAACUUUAUCCACAGCCAUUUUAAAUAUCCACUUUUCCCUGAGUAAGCAGAUGGCACCUCCUUUUGUAGGCUGAGCCUGAGCUCUCUACUAAUAGUGCAGUUUAUCCUAUUGAGUGAGGCAUAUUCCCCAGUGGACCAUCUUUUUAUCAGUGUCCAUCUAAGUCCAAUGAUACCAUGAUAAGGGACAAGAAAAGUGACUUAGAAAUAGGGCUCAAAUGUAUUAUUAUAAUAUUCCAACACAAGUUGCUAUAAAUGGUCCUUGAUAUGUUUUGAUGGUAUCAGCUGGAAAAUCUUAAAUCUAAGAGGGCCUCCUAGCCCAAAUAUAAAAUUGAUAGUACCUAUUGCUGUGUUUAUAAAUGAAAAAGACUGGGACACUUGCAAAUGCCAGAAUCUAAGAUUGAUUCAUUGUGCUCGCUGAGCCUUUAAAGGAUGUAGUAACAGGAUAUAUUUUCCUAAAAUGAGCUUUGUUUCAUACUUAUUCUCCUUUCCCUCUCUGAGAAUGAACUUUGUAUAAAAUAAGCUGCUACCUACUUGCAUUUAUCUUCCCAUCCCAAUAGUGUCGUUCUAAAAAAGGAAAAGACCAGAGUUUUGUAGGAGAAAAAUCUCUGGUGUCUGUAUUGUGUUUCUGUGAUUAGCCUUUUAAUUGUGGGCCUCUUGUGGCAAGCAUUAUAGUUUUUCGUUUUUUAUAAAGCUCUUUUCCUGAGACUUUAUGAAUGGCUAUGGCAACAUUCAUUCUGCUCAGUAUCUUUAAAUGCAUCACAAAAGCAAGUGCAUAGCUUAAGGCCACUACUGGUAAAGAAACAAAGUGUCCUUUGUGCCUUCUUUCUGCAAAGUAGCUGGGAACAUCUAAAAAAAUGAAAAAAAAAAA